CACUCACCCACGCUAUUCAUUAGUGCACGGCAUUCUGUCGAUAACAUUCCGGAUAGCUCAGCUCUUGAGACUGAGCUGCGAGCGCACAAAAUGACAGGGAAGACGCUACUUACUUCAUUUGGAAUGCACGAAGUAGUAAUUACAAAUAAACUAAACAUAUCUCCUAUAAGUCAGCGGUUUGCUCUACACUCAGUGAUAGAACUGCUUCGACGAGAUUCACAUGGCUACCAUAUCCAGCACACGGCCAAUGCGGGUGUAGCACCGCUCAAUGACAACGCCCCGAAUGCUUCGCUAAUUGCACCAAUCACUCGAAGCCCACAUAUAACGUCCAACCAUCGGGGUACUGAACAAAAACGAAGCAGUGUUGAGAUCAUCCCAGUCGAAUCAGUGCGCCAAGCCCCGCAGACGCAGACGCAUCAUACAUCAAACGAGUUUGAACAUCUUCUGCGAUGGCAAAAUACAACUGAAGACGACAAGGUGGUCGACUUUGCUGCUGAAGACAGUCAAGAGGACGAUGAUUCUAUCGACGCAGAUGGAGAAGAUGGAGACAUAGACGAUCCGCACGAACUUGACGAGGUAGAAGUACCAUCAAGUCGAACCAAGCUCCCUUCUGAGGAAAUCAUCAAUAUUAUUAAUGAGUGCAUCGAUGCCUACAGCGAAUCCUGGAAACCGAAUGCAGGCGUUCCCCGCGGCGAGGAAGUCGUCUACGAUGUCGACGCCAUGUGGGACGAGGCAGAAGCCUCGGGACAGAGAAAAAAUCUUGUGCAAAAGUACGAGGAAGAUCAUGCAUACUUUAGCCACAGACUCGACAAACUAUGCGAUGAGAUUGUGAGGGCUGCUGGAAGCAACCCCAAUGACGUACGCACGCAAUGUCGCAAUCUUGAGACUACUAUUCAGGCAAUGGAGCUGGCCGGUUGGCUAAGGGAUAUAUACCAACUGGAGCCUGUCAAUAGCGAUGAUGACCUUGCAAGCUCAGCCGACGAUACUAGCAUGGCAUCAUUACCAAGACCCCAGGCUGUUGCAACCACUGAGGUUAUCAAUCUGGAUACUUCGCCCGAACCUUCGGAAAUAGGAGAGCCUCGUCAAGAUAUGGCUGACAGUACUGGGAAUUUACUAAGCCACCAGAGGCGGACAUUAACACCGGACUUUAUCCUUCGUGAUAUUUCUGGGAAUUCCUCGAGUCGCCAAAGGCAGUCGCUCUCACCUGAAAUCGCCAUUACGCACAGCAUAGAGCCUGUGGUCAACAAGAACCGUGACCCUCUUUAUCCCAGUGGCACACGACACACACCUGUUCUCCGAAGAUAUGGAGACGACCCCGAAAAUGCUUCGAUAAAUUCGGUACGCCGCUGGAGAUGGCAAGAAUUAAUCAACCAUCUUGACCGCAAGCGUAUUGUUUCCAAAACCAUCUUUGAAAUGAAUGCUGGCGAUCGCGAGUCGGUUCGCACCCGUGUUCAGCUCAUUAGCAAGACAGGUCUAUUAAGAGAAAUUGCAGCGUGUAUCAAGAUGUUAUGGAGAGGAGAAUCGAAACUGCAGGGUGUACUCCCUCGAGACGUGGCCAAGAUUACCAGCUUUACCAACUUGUUUCUGUCGUGGUGGUUCUGCAGGAACUAUUUUGAUAAACCAAACGCAUCUACGCCAGAACUAGAAGAGCUCAAGUCUUGUAUGGACGACGGAUCUGCAGGAGUAUCUGCCUUCUACGACUACCUUUGUAAAAUUAUGGAAACGACCUUUAGCGAACAAGCUUUGCAGCACCCUGACCAACCGUCACAGGCAGAGAUCAUCGAGAUAUCAGACGACGACUGAGGACAUGCAGUUGACUGACUAACAUGCUGUCUAGUGUCUUUUCAUGUCCGGUGUGGUAUGUCAUCGGAGGGCAUCUAGGCCUCGGCAGGCAUAUAUGAUGCCGAUGCGGUGAAUAUCGCACUACACGCGGCGCAUCUCGGCAGUGUUGCUAGCUCCUGGCCGACUCACACUUCACGCUUAAUCCAUCAGGGUUCAUGGCAUCUGCAAGCUGAUAGGUAGUAC
This is a messenger RNA of Bipolaris sorokiniana ND90Pr, 2025 nucleotides long. RefSeq lists its product as uncharacterized. The record is from RefSeq and is a predicted model, not a curated record. Bases 91 to 1803 code for a protein of 570 amino acids. Lineage: Eukaryota; Fungi; Ascomycota; Dothideomycetes; Pleosporales; Pleosporaceae. The transcript is spliced from 2 exons.